UGUUGCUUUGUCUGUCUUUAUCUGCGCCCACAGUGGGGACACAGUGUUAUUCGUUGGACAUUAUUUGGGUUUUGUUGUUUUUCUGUUUUGCCUUAUGCCCUUUAUUGGUUUAAUGUCCAACGAGUAUUGAUUUGUUUUUUUCUGUUCUUAUUCUGAUCUUUAUUUGUUUUUUUAAUAUUUGUUUUCUAGGUUAACAUAUUCCUGCUGAUUUGGUUAUUAGUUUAGUUCUUUUUGUUUCUGUGUUCUCCACUGAUUCCCUUUCUAUGUUCCAGAGGCUGUGUACCUGUGGUUGGGACGUCGUGUCGUCGGUGGUGGUGGUAUCCUCCCUUUGUGAUGUGUGAACCCUGUUUUUUUGGUUUAGUUUUUCACGUGUGUGUGAUUUUUCUUUAUUCACUUGGUGACCUCUCCCUGGGCCCUGUUCCUCCCCUCCGUUGACACACCGCCACAUGGUAAGCAGACCUCUGACCCUUUGCACCCCUUCUCCCCUUGUUUUAUCAUGUUUUAAUUGAUUUUAGUGAGUUGUUUAAAUAAAACUGGAUUAUUGUACAGGAACAACACGUCUCUCGCUUUGUGAUAUACAAACCUGUGUGCCUCAAACGUGCUUUUAAGAGGCAAAAACUUUCCUUGGGGGGCUCUCUCCCCAAGGUGGCAUUGUCGAGCUCAACUUAGAAGUUACUGGGUAAUUGGAGCCUUUGCUCUAAGCCGUUCCCAUAGUUUGCAGCCCUCCUAGCUGCUACUGCACUCACCACAAUCGUAAGCCGACUUUGUAACUGCUGUAAUGUGUUUUCCAAAACUGAGUUCUGAGUCGAUCACCACACCCAGAUUUCUGGCCUGGUCUGCAGUUUUUAACUGUAGAGACUGAAGCUCUAAGCUCACUUUUAAUCGCCCUUUCUUGGCUCCAAAAACCAUUAGUUCAGUUUUGUCUUUAUUUAACUGAAGAAAGUUCUGACACAGCUACGCAUUUAUCUGUUUGAAUAAUCCUUCAAAAUUCUAAGUGUAUUUUGAGUGAAAUCCUCCUUUAAAAUCCUAAGUUGUGCAUUUAAAUCAUAAACUGUGAACUGUGGGGUAUACAGGAAACCAACACACACGGACCAGUACCUGCUUUUUGACUCUCACCAUCCACUGGAGCACAAGCUAGGAGUCAUCAGGACCCUGCAGCACAGGGCUGACAAGUUACCCACAAGUACCCAAGGCCAGGAAAAAGAACACAAACACCUGAAAGGGGCACUAAAAACUUGUGGAUACCCUUACUGGACCUUUGUGAAGGCUCACACAAGAUCCAGAAAGGAGAACAACCCAGUGAAGACGGAAGAGAAGGAGAGCAGGCGCUACAAUAUAGUGAUCCCAUAUGUGUCUGGUGUGUCUGAAAAACUGAGGAGGAUUUUCAACAAACACCAGAUUCCUGUCUUUUUUUAAGCCAAAUAACACCCUCAGGCAAAGACUGGUCCACCCAAAAGACCCCACACCACACAGCCAGAAGAGCAACCUGGUGUAUGCAGUUAAAUGCAGCGAGGAAUGCUCAGAUCUCUACAUAGGGGAAACCAAACAGCCACUUUACAAGCACAUGGCUCAACACAGGAGAGCCAAUUCCUCAGGACAGGAUUCGGAAGUCUUCCUUCACCUUAAGGAAGAAGGACACUCGUUUCAGGACACCAAUGUUCAGAUUUUGGACAGGGAGGACAGAUGGUUUGAGAGAGGAGUGAAAGAAGCCAUCCAUGUCAAAGUAGAGAAGCCAUCUCUGAACAGUGGUGGUGGUCUGCGACAUCAUCUUUCACCAAUUUACAAUCAGGUCCUUUCAAAACUCCCCAAAAGAACUACUCAGCAGACUCAUGCUAAUGACCACCAUUAGCACACGAGGGCUCAGUGACAUCUGUGCAUUUCAACGACCCCCACCAAUACUCACGACCAUCGUUGAGUAGUCAGAUGAGUUUUGGUAUCGGUCGUUGGAAUAAUAGCCCUGGACACACCUCACAGAGGUUUAAAAGCUGAGGCAACACCAAGCACCACCAGAACUGAAGAAGCCUCUUGGAUGAGAGGUGAAACAUCUUCAAGGAACUUUCUUAAAGUCCAGUGGAUUUAUUUAAACUACCUUGGAUAACCAUGACCUGGAUGAAUGAGAACCUACACAGACAACUUCAGUGAUCAUUUAUUGUGGUAGCUGUCUAUAAAAAAAUGCUCUAAAUGUGGGCAGACUGAUUUCAUCACCAACAAGCACAAACAUGAGGCUCAGGCUGUUUCUCACUACCAAGUACACAAGUCUGUACUUGCCAAGUACGCGAGUCCUACCUGUUCCUGAAGUGAGUUGAGUUUUACCUGAUGAGUCCUGGUGUCACAGCUUGUUUUCUCUGUGUGAAGGUGAGUAAAAGACACUUUAAAGUGUUUUCUAGCUGCUGUUAGUUCCAGCAGAAAUGUGGCUCCACAGCUCCGUGUUCGCUCCUUCAUGGGACUAAAAAGUUGUUUUAAGUCAUUAUGAAAGUCCACAAACUGCCACAUUUAGCUAAUGGAGGCUGCUGCUAAACCAAUUGUUACCUUGUUAGCUCAUCUCUGUCAGGAAGCCAUAGACAGCUCUGUGUUGGUGGAAAUUAAUUCUAGCAAGGACAUGAAUUAAACUGAAGAGGGCGUGUGUGUGUGUGUGUGUGUGUGUGUGUGUGUGUGUGUGUGUGUGUGUGUGUGUGUGUGUGUGUGUGUGUGUGUGUGUGUGUGUGUGUGUGUGUGCCCAUGUUUUUGCUACUUUGUGGGGACCAAAUGUCCCCACAACUGUAGGAAAACCGAAAACUAUGUCACUUGUGGGGACCUCAUUUCAGUCCCCACAAGUUUAAACAGUGUUUUCUUGGCCAUGUUGUUGUUACUGAAAAAAGUAAAAGUGCAAAAACGUUUCUUUAGGGUUAGCCAUUGUUUUGGUUAGGGUUUGGUUAGGGUUAGGGGUUAGAUAUGAAUGGGAGUCAAUGGUAUGUCCCCACAAUGAUAGCAAGACACACACACACGUGUGUGUGUGUGUGUGUGUGUGUGUGUGUCUAAAAUAGUGAAUGAUGUCCAGUUUAUCAGAUGUAUCGGAGCCAAUAUUUUUUUUCUGACAGCAUUAAUUUCCAUAUUUCAAAUAGAGAAAACAUUCACAGGUCAGGAGAUUUAUCAGUUUUUAGUUCUUUCUAAGGGAGUGGAAGCAAGAAGCAGCUGCAGGUGAAUGAUUUGUGAUAAUCAGGUCCAAUAAAGGAGCUUUCUGCUGUGUUUGAGGUGUUUCAGAGUGACGGCAGCCUGCAGACACAGAGGACUGGUGACGGAGAAGCAGCCGAGGAUUUUCUCUGUUUCUGCUCAAACCCAGACAGCAGAGAUCUGCACUGGUGGAAGAAGCUGAGUAAGUACAACUUUGAUUGAUUGCACUCUCUGAGGCUCCGCCUUCAUCACCAACAAGCACAAACAUGAGGCUCAGUGUCUUUAAAAGCAAGUGUGCAGACAGAGAGAAGUUUCCAGAGGACACAGACAUCCCAUCAGUGUCUGCUUUUGGAUCCUUCAGCCAAUCAGUGAGUGAGAGGAAAUCUCAGGUGUCUGCAUGAUGUUGAUUGUGCUUGUGAGUGGUGUGUUUAGUCCCUGGUUUGUGUUUUCAGUAGUUUAGGUGUUUGUCUUGCUGUUGUGGCCAUUGUCUGGGGUUUGAUGACAUCUCUUUGGAGUGGAGUACCUGUCUCCUGUUAGGCUUGGCAGCUCGUUCCCUCUGUGAAGUGCUGUUGUCAGAUCAGGUAGAAAUCAGUUUCCUGUUUCGUUGCCCUGACAACAGUGACAUCAUGGCCCUUCCUGUUCCUCAGUUGAGUUCUGCUUUUAUCGUCUUUGUGUCGCAGCUUCUUUUCUCCAUCUGAAUGGAGACACCAUGAUGUCAGAGGUGCUCUUGAACAUCCUGGAUGAUCUGGAUGAUGAUGAGCUGUCGAAAUUCCAGUGGCUCCUGCAGAAACCCAACAAUGUUCAAGGCCUCCCAGCCAUCACAAAAAGCCGACUACAGACAACAAACAGGUGUAACACUGUGGAUGUGAUGGUGGAGACUUAUGGACUUCAGAGAGCUGUGCAGGUGACCAGGGUGGUUUUAGAGAAGAUCUCCAGGAAUGAUCUGCUGCAGAGGUUGCCUGCCAGCAGCUCAGGACCAGAAGUGCAUGUCAGUGAUGUUGGGGAGACUUCAGAGAACAGAGAACCUUCCUCUUCUCAGACUCGGCCUCCUCUUCUUCAGACUGAAGAUGAGACUGUUCCGGUACCAGAACCAUGUCCCAUCAGAUAUUACCAACAGAAACUGCAGUCAAACUUCCAGGACACGUUUCUAGUUGCAACAGAGGGGUGGGCAACAGAAAAACGGUGUCUGGUUGAUAUCUACACAGAACUGUACAUCACAGCUGGCCGGGACGUGCAUGUCAACACACAGCAUGAGGUCCUACAGAUUGACAAGGUGUGGAAGCCAUCAGACACAGAAACACAGAUCCAACCCAGAGACAUUUUCAAGCAUCCUUCUGGAAAAGACAUACCCAUCAGAACAGUGCUGACCAAUGGGAUUGCAGGGAUUGGAAAAACGUUCCUCGUGCACAAAUUUGUGUUGGACUGGGCUGAAGAAAGAACCAAUCAAGAUGUGCAUCUUAUUUUCCCGUUCACUUUCCGUGUCCUGAAUUCACUGCAGGGACAAGAGUUUGGUUUGGCAGAGCUCAUUCAUUUCUGUAUCCCAGAAACUAAAGACAUCACAGAGGAGGCUCUGAAUUACAUCUUUACAGCUCUGCAGUCAUCAGGAAACAGCAGCUACCACAAGAGCAGAUUCAAAUUGCUGUUUGUGUUUGAUGGACUGGACGAGAAUCGCCUUCAUCUGGACUUUCAGGUCGACCACAUUCGCUCCGUGGACAUAACAAAGUCAACUAAAAUAGAAGUCCUGCUGAGGGAACUUAUCAGUGGAAAACUGUUGCGCUCAGCUCACCUCUGGAUCACCACACGACCUGCAGCAGCCAAUCAGAUCCCUCAAAACCUCAUCAACACUACAACAGAAGUCAGAGGGUUCAAUGACCCACAGAAGGAGGAGUACUUCAGGAAGAGAUUCAAGGAACAGGUCAGCAGCAUCAUCUCCCACAUGAAGACAUCACGAAGCCUCCACAUCAUGUGCCACAUCCCAGUGUUCUGCUGGAUCACUGCUACAGUUCUGGAGGAGCUGCUGGAAACCAGAGAGGGAGGAGAUCUGCCCAGAACCCUGACUGAGAUGUAUGCAGAGUUUGUAAGAUUUCAGAUCGAUCACACAAAAGAAAAGUAUGGCCUAGAGAAGUGCAUUCAGUACAUUAAGUCAUUAGCUAAACUGGCUUUUGAACAGCUGCAAAAGGGCAACCUGAUCUUCUAUGAGAAAGAUCUGAGAGAAAGUGGCAUCGAUGUGAGUGAAGCUUCAGUGUACUCAGGAGUGUUCACAGAGAUCUUUAAAGCAGAUCGAAGACGGAAACAGGAAAACAAGAUGUUCAGCUUCGUCCAUCUGAGCGUUCAGGAGUUUCUGGCUGCUCUUCAUGUCCAUCAGACUUUCAUUGACUCUGGACUAAACCAGCUGGAAGAACAACAACAAACAACAUCCUGGUUUUCAAAACUAUUCAGAGUGAAAGUUGAUCCAACAGUUUUCUACCAGAGAGCUGUGGACGAGGCCUUACAGAGUCCAAACGGACACCUGGACUUGUUCCUGCGCUUCCUCCUGGGUCUGUCACUGCCGACCAAUCAGAAUCUCCUACGAGGCCUGCUGACACAGACAGGAAGUAGCUCACAGACCAAUCAGGAAACAGUGGAGUACAUCAAGAAGAAGAUCAGUGCAGAUGUGUCUGUAGAGAGAAGCAUCAAUCUGUUCCACUGUCUGAAUGAACUGAAGGAUGUUUCUCUAGUGGAGGAGAUCCAACAGUCCCUGAGAUCAGGACGUCUGUCCACAGAUGAACUGUCUCCUGCUCAGUGGUCAGCUCUGGUCUUUAUCUUACUAUCAUCAGGAGAAGAUCUGGACGUGUUUGACCUGAAGAAAUAUUCUGCUUCAGAGGAGGCUCUUCUGAGGCUACUGCCAGUGGUCAAAGCCUCCAAGAAAGUUGUACUGAGUGGCUGUAAUCUGUCAGAGAGAAGCUGUGGAGCUCUGUCCUCAGUCCUCAGCUCCCAGUCCUCCAGUGUGACAGAGCUGGACCUGAGUAACAACAACCUGCAGGAUUCAGGAGUGAAGAGCCUUUCUGCUGGACUGGAGAGUCCACACUGUAAACUGGAAGCUCUCAGACUGAGUGGCUGUAAUUUGUCAGAGAGAAGCUGUGGAGCUCUGUCCUCAGUCCUCAGCUCCCAGUCCUCCAGGGUGACAGAGCUGGACCUGAGUAACAACAACCUGCAGGAUUCAGGAGUGGAGAGUCUUUCUGCUGGACUGGAGAGUCCACCCUGUAAACUGGAAGCUCUCAGACUGAGUGGCUGCAAUCUGUCAGAGAGAAGCUGUGGAGCUCUGUCCUCAGUCCUCAGCUCCCAGUCCUCCAGUGUGACGGAGCUGGACCUGAGUAACAACAACCUGCAGGAUUCAGGAGUGGAGAGUCUUUCUGCUGGACUGGAGAGCCCACACUGUAAACUGGAAGCUUUCAGACUUAAUAACUGUAAUCUGUCAGGGAGAAGCUGUGGAGCUCUGUCCUCAGUCCUCAGCUCCCAGUCCUCCAGUGUGACAGAGCUGGACCUGAGUAACAACAACCUGCAGGAUUCAGGAGUGGAAAGUCUUUCUGCUGGACUGGAGAGUCCACACUGUAAACUGGAAGCUCUCAGACUGAGUGGCUGUAAUCUGUCAGAGAGAAGCUGUGGAGCUCUGUCCUCAGUCCUCAGCUCCCAGUCCUCCAGUGUGACAGAACUGGACCUGAGUCACAACAACCUGCAGGAUUCAGGAGUGGAGAGUCUUUCUGCUGGACUGGAGAAUUCCCACUGUAAACUGGAAGCUCUCAGACUUAAUAACUGUAAUCUGUCAGAGAGAAGCUGUGGAGCUCUGUCAUCACUCCUCAGCUCUCAGUCCUCCAGUGUGACAGAGCUGGACCUGACUAACAACAACCUGCAGGAUUCAGGAGUGAAGAGUCUUUCUGCUGGACUGGGGAGUCCACACCGUAAACUGGAAGCUCUCAGGCUGUCAGGCUGUCUGGUCACAGAGGAAGGCUGUGCUUCUCUGGCCUCAGCUCUGAGCUUCAAUCCCUCAAAUCUGAGAGAGCUGGACCUGAGCUACAACCAUCCAGGAGACUCAGGAGAGAAGAUGCUCAGGGCUAAAGUGGAAGAUUCACACUGUAGACUUGAAACUCUCAGGGUGAUGCCUGCUGGAGACCGAUGGUUAACACCAGGUCUGAGGAAGUAUUCCUGUCAACUCACAGUCGACACAAACACAGUACACAGAAAACUGAAACUGUCUGACAACAACAGGAAGGUGACACAUGUGGAGGAGGAUCAGUUGUAUCCUGAUUAUCCACACAGGUUUGAAUACUGGGACCAGCUGUUAUGUAGAACUGAUCUGACUGGUCGCUGUUACUGGGAGGUCGAGUGGAGAGGAGGGGUUGAUAUAUCAGUGAGUUACAGAGGAAUCAGAAGGAAAGGAGACAUUGAUGACUGUGUGUUCGGAUUUAAUGAUCAGUCCUGGAGUCUGAUCUGCUCUGAUCGUGGUUACUAUGUCUGUCACAAUAACAGUCCAACACCCAUCAGGUCCUCCUCAGUCUCUCACAGAGUUUCAGUUUAUAUUGACAUUCCUGCUGGAACUCUGUCCUUCUACAGAGUCUCCUCUGACUCUCUGAUCCACCUCCACACCUUCAACACCACAUUCACUCAACAUCUCUACCCUGGAUUUGGAUUCUGGUAUCCUGGUUCCUCAGUGUUUCUGUUCUGAGUUCAGCCUCCAGAAUCUCCUCCUGGUAGAGAAAGUGUUGUAAAGAUAAUUGAGUCUCUCCAUGACUUUAAUGGAUUUAAUGUGUUUCUUUGUGAAAUCCUUCUAAAUGAUUCCUUGUAAACUUCUUCCUUUUCAAAGAUGGAAGUUGUGAUUAUUCCAGGAGCCAAAUGUGGUGUUUGUGUCUUUUUCCAGUCAAAUGUUGAGAGUGAAAAUCAGGAUGUGGUGUUCCUCUGACGCUCACUUGAACUAAAAGGAUUUGAGCUGCACAAAGUGUGAAAUGAGAGAGGAAGCAGUGAAUCUACAAACUGCUGACAGACUUUAACACAUUAUUGUCCAGUGAAAAUCCGGUUUUUGUGCAGCCAGACUUGAUUCUGAUUUGAAUGUUUAAGUCCUGUUGUAGUGAUGAAAUGAGAACUUCCUUCAUCUUGUGUGUGAUGGAGAAGAAUAAAUGGCUGUGGCUACAAA
Molecule: messenger RNA, 8317 nt
Organism: Acanthochromis polyacanthus (spiny chromis)
Lineage: Eukaryota; Metazoa; Chordata; Actinopteri; Pomacentridae
Product: NACHT, LRR and PYD domains-containing protein 12-like
Exons: 13
Coding region: 3860-7852 (1330 amino acids)
Biological process (GO): regulation of apoptotic process
Molecular function (GO): protein binding
Source: RefSeq, a predicted model, not a curated record